AUGCACUCGAUCAUCGCUCUCCUCUUUGCUGCUCUCGCCGCCGUCGUUGCUGGGCAAGACGCCACCGCCGCUCCGAUGCCGGCCACCUUGGUCAGCGCGACGCCUAGCCAAGACGCGUCAAGCACCGGCAGCCUCGAUGCGUCCACGCCGCUCACAGCUGGGUCGAACGGUCAUGAAGGCGAUGACGGCACGGACAAAACUCGUCUGGGCGGCAACUACGCGAACCAGGCCGGCAAGUACGACAACAAGGGCGGCAACUAUGGCCAUCAGGACGGCGACUAUGGCUACAAGCCCGAUGGAUACGGGACCCAAGCUGGCAACUACGGGAACCAGGGUGUUGGCUACGGUGAGCGCGGUGCCAUCAACAAAGGUGCUGGCUAUGGCCACCAAGACCUCGGCUACGGCCACCAAGCUACCAACUACGGCACCGGGUACGGGAACCAAGGUGCUGGUUACGGCGACCACAACAUCGGCUACGGCAACCAAGGCGUGGGUUACGGCAACGGUGGCGCCACGUAUGACAACAACUACGGGGAUCGUGGGUACGGCCGCUCCAACGUCCGGGGCGCCACUGGCGCUGGCUACGACGCGCGCCAGACGUACGGUGGGCCGAGCUACGGUAGUGCUCGCCAAGACUACGGGAAGUAUGGCCGCGUUGACAAGGAUGCGUAUCUUCGCCGCUAG
Molecule: messenger RNA, 684 nt
Organism: Saprolegnia diclina VS20
Lineage: Eukaryota; Oomycota; Saprolegniomycetes; Saprolegniales; Saprolegniaceae
Exons: 1
Coding region: 1-684 (227 amino acids)
Source: RefSeq, a predicted model, not a curated record